UUUUGAAUUACUAGUUAAUUAAAAAUGUGGUAAUUAAAAAUGUAUUAUCUUGAUGCGUUUUCUGGUCCUCACCUACAGAGGAGCAGUGAAGGGGGUAAAUCACUUUAAUAGCUUUCAUGCUGUGGGGAGCCGCAGACUAGAUCUACUAAAAUGCAAAUCAUUGUCUCAUCGCAGCAGAGAGGCCAUUCCUCUUGAAAGAUCAUGUGACUUCAGAUGUGAAGCAGAUAACUUCAGCCCAUCCCUUUCUCUGCCUGAGAUUCAGGAAGCAUGUUGACAAAACAGCUCUGUAUCCGCAUGCAGGCAGUGCAGCUGUAGAGCUGCAGUCAUGAGCUUUCACAUCAGGCUGGACGAUGAAAAUGGCAUUUUCCACUGACUGCUUUCGAAAAGCAAGGAUCAAGACAUUUCCUCUCAGGAAGCUAUAUAAGUACGUGGAGAGCAACUGUAUUGCAGUUCAUGAGCUCCAGAGCCCCAGAGAGAAUUAGGGCACCUGUUCUACAGAUCUGCACCCCUCAUUGUGCAGUUCUGGUUUCAGGAAAGGACUGCUUUAUCUUAAAAAAAAAUCUUCUAAAGAAGCUCUUAUGGGAAAAUCUCUGCACUGCUGAAGCAUAAAAAAAAAUAACAGGACUGGUAGCAAGAGCACAGCUGAUACACUCCUUGUGGCUGAAGGAACAACACAGGAAAUGCUACCAGCUGAGAGAAAUGUUUCCUGUCAGGAGCAACUAAACUGAUGGACGUCUGCACUGGAGCCAUGGGAUGUAAAACUUCUGUACUUGUCCAUGAGGCAAAAAAAUCAGAGAGAGCUCUUAAAGCCGCUAUCCUCAUCCAGAGGUGGUACCGUUUGACAAUGGCCCGGAUAGAGAUGAGGCGCCGCUGUGCUCUGAGUAUCUUUCAGUCAGUUGAAUAUGCUGAUGAGCAAGCUCAACUGCAGCUAUCCAGCUUUUUUACAUUCUUGCUGGAUCACUUUACUCGUCCUGAUGCAGAUUCUCACUUUUUCACCAGCCCUCAGAGGACAAACUCAGACUUAACAGAAUAUGAAAACAGUAUUGAUGUUCCAGACUCCUAUUAUGGACCACGACUCAAAUUCCCCCUUACUCCUGCAGAUGCCAAUGCUAUUCUUGAUGCUUUCAAGAAUGAAGAGACGCUUCAUGCCCGCUAUGUGCUGCAGCUGUUUCAUGAAACCAGGAAGGUUCUUAAGGAGAUGCCAAACAUCACUCAGCUUUCAACUUCCUACACCAAGGAGAUAACUGUCUGUGGAGAUUUGCAUGGAAAACUGGAUGAUCUUUUGCUGAUAUUCUAUAAGAAUGGUCUACCUUCAGAGAAAAACCCUUAUGUCUUUAAUGGUGAUUUUGUUGACAGAGGGGAACAUUCUAUUGAAAUACUUAUAAUCCUGUUUGCAUUUCUUCUUAUCUACCCCAAUGAUUUACACUUGAAUAGAGGAAACCAUGAAGACUACAUGAUGAACCUGAGAUAUGGCUUCACAAAAGAAGUUUUGAGGAAGUAUAAGGUCCAUGGGAAAAUAAUUUUGCAUCUUUUGCGAGAUGUCUUUAGCUGGCUUCCCCUCGCCACUAUAGUUGAUAGCAAAGUUCUUAUCCUACAUGGAGGAAUUUCAGACACCACAGAUUUGGAUUUCCUGAAUUUAUUUGAGAGAAACAGGGUGAAAUCUUUGCUGCAGCCACCAAAGUCAGACAGCAAGGAUCAAACAAAGGAAAAAGCUCCCAGUACCACACCCAAUAAACACAGUGCUAAUCAGAAUGUUUCAGGGAAAAAGAAAGCCAUAUCUUCAACAGAGGCCAGCCCUAGAAGACAUAACUUUUCCUAUGCAAUCGCUGAUGAGCACCAGAGAUUUGCGCAGGAUGGCAGGAACGCAGGCUCCCUCUCUGCGACACUGGUUUCAGACCCAGAUUUUGAGCCAGAGCCCACCCAGAAGGAAUGGCAACAAACCCUUGAUAUUCUCUGGAGCGAUCCAAGAAGCCAAAGGGGCUGUACCCCAAACAAGUGCCGAGGAGGUGGCUGUUACUUUGGCCCUGACAUCACUGCCAAGGUGUUUGAAAGGUACAACCUGAAGCUGCUUAUCAGGUCUCAUGAAUGUAAGCAGGACGGUUAUGAGGUCGGUCAUGGUGGCAAGGUUGUCACUAUUUUUUCUGCCUCUAACUAUUAUGAAGACGGGAGCAACCGGGGAGCAUACAUCAAACUGAAUCCUGAUCUGAGUCCUCGUUUUAUACAGUAUCAAGUCAGUAAAAAAACCUGCAGACAGAAUCUGCAGGAGAGGGUUAGCACAGUUGAAUCGUCUGCCUUAAAAUCCUUACGAGAGGUGAUCUAUGCACACAGGACUGAACUCACAGAAGCCUUUAUGAAGAAAGAUCCCACUGGUGCAGGCAGACUUCCUAUCACUGACUGGGCAGAAGCGAUGGAAUCUGUCCUACACCUGCAGCUGCCCUGGAGGACGCUGCGGUCACAGUUAGCACAGACGAGCCCCGAUGGACGCAUCAAAUACAUGACAUGUUUUUAUGAUUUGAAAGUGGAAAAACCUGUAAAGGAGCAGGUUCAGCCAGCUUUGGUGGAAACGGUGUGCAGAUACAGAAAGGAUCUGGAGAUAAUCUUUAACUUCAUUGAUAAAGAUCAUUCAGGCCUGAUUUCUCUUGAGGAAUUCCGCCAGACGUGGAGGCUCUUCUGCGUUCACAUGGGAAUCAAAAUUGACAACGAAUCCAUCAACAAGUUAGCCCACAGCAUAGACUACAACAAAGAUGGCAACAUCGACUUCAACGAAUUUUUAGAGGCCUUUCACAUGGUUCAUAGACUAGAGAAUAAGGCAAGCUAAUGAAGAGGCAGAACUACUUGGAGUUCCUGGUGGAAGCUCAACUCACCUUUCUGCCACUAGUCAUGGGCCACGUGGAAAACGAGUUUCCAGACUGGCAAACAAUGAAUGGGCUGCUUGAUUUGGUAAGGUUGAUAAAUACAUGGGCUAGAACAAAAGCAUCGUGCUCACUGUGUAAGCCUUUAUUUAGUCCCUUCUGUAUAUCUGCUAAAAAUGAGAUAGACGAGGUGAAAAACCACUACUUACAGUAUUACAGCAUCACUGCCACAUCAGCAUGUUAGGAUUUAUCCUCACCCUUGGUGAGCUCUCACCCAACGAUCGGCUUUGUGAACACUGCCAACGUAAGACCUAUAACCUAGUCGGAGAGAAACUUUGGUAUGUUUUUCUCAGCAGCCCUUAGAAGCAGUUGAGGAACUGUACUGAUUACCAUGAGGAGCAUAUCAGAUUCUCCUUGACUAAUAACAUGGAACUAUAACAGGAACAAGAGAGGCCUUCUGUGGACUAUCCAAUCCAGGAGGGAAAAAACAGGGAAGAAGAAACAGCUAGUUAAAAUACAUAGUUCUGAAUUUAACCUUGCUCUUUGCAUGUUGCAGUGACAUUAAACAUUCCAGGUCACUACCCAUCCUUAUUGAAGUUUACAGACACAAAGCUAAAGGAUACUAUUUUAAAAGUGUUUACACUUCUAAUAGAUUGCCUCUUGCCACUGGUUACUCUUGCCUACAUUUGUGGGGGUUUUGGCUAAGAAGUCUUAACUCAUGGUCUUACUGAAGGCUAAAACCACAGCAUGUUAUCAUGACGUGACAGAUAACAAAAUAAAGCUUUAGCUUUCACAGUAAUUAAAAAAGGUAGUGUCUUUUUGCCUGUAUUUUGGUAUCCUACAUAUAUUACAGUAAAACACUGCUUUUUUCCUGAACAUGAACUGGGUUUCUUCAAAAUGAAGAGAUGAGUAAGAACACAAAAGUAAGCAGAUUGAUACUACUGAACCUAAGAUUCUUGCAUAAAAAGUUAAGCAUAAAUUCUUUGAUUUUAUCAAGUACAGUAAACUGGUAAAACACCAAACCGAGUUUCUGGACCAUGCCAAGAUGGAAGACUGUAACCACCCUCCCCCAGCCCCACACGCUGCAGGCCGAUACCCUCAGUCCUCUAAAUGCCGCCCCUGCCUGCUCCUCAGCGUACGGGGGAGAGCAGGGAGAUCCGGACCCUCUCUUGUGUACUGCACUCUGAAACCAACACACUGCUUCAAACGAGGUGCAGCCAAAUUCAGUCUCAGUAAAUACAAUGACAGUAAAUACAAGGUGCUUUUGAGUGGGGAAAGGUCCAGCCUAGCCAGUCUCUAAAAUUUAAUGAAAGCUGAACAGAGUUAAGUAGCUAGUUUUUAUUUAAGAAUAAGUUUCAAAAGUACAAAAAAAGCACCCUUCCCACUUUAGCACCACAGACUGUAAUACCAGCCCAUGUUUAAGCUGCUCUUUAUAUUUUUUUUAAUCAAUUACAUACAAAAGGCUUUUCCAGAACUAUUCUGUAACCUUACAGAGGAACAAACACAUACGCAAUUAUUUCUACUGGAAAGAAAGAUAACAAUUUUUUAAGAGUGCAAACAUACAGCUUACAGUAAAAUUUUAGCAGCGCUGGUAAUAUCAAAUGCAUAUUUAUAGCAUGCAUUUAUUCCCAUCUAUGCACUGUGAGGACUGUUCCCACCUUAUUCCAGUGGAGCAACGAAAAGAAAGCACGCCGCAGUGCUUGGUGGGAUCUCGCUUCUCUGAUCCUCCCGAUUGGUGUCCACCAGUUUUCUUAUUGGGGACACCAAGCAACGAGGUGGAAGGGGACAGUGCAACCCUGAGCCCUUUCUUGCCGCCACCCCCCUUCCAAAAGUGCGGGGAGGGGGAGUAAAACUAGGGUGCGUGACAAGAGACGAGAGCUCAGAAACAUCCUUGACACCCUCAGCUUAGAUGUCCCCUCCCAGUCACGUGCUCCUGAAGCUACUCUAAAAUUAACUUGAAGGACGCUCGCCUUGAGGGAUCACUUCAUGAGCGGGGAUACUAAAGGUAAGGUCAUAGACCAGUGCUUCACUUAGCAUACACUGAAAAGAGGCUUGUAGGGAUAUAGUAGCAAACUAUGAGAGGAUCCGCGUCAUCUAGACACAAAAAAAGAAGAAGAAGAAAAAAGCCUCCCUGGUCAGCCAUUAUAGGCACACAAGAGCCUAUAAUGGCAAAGGGGAAAGUAAAUAUGUGUAACAUGUAAUGCCACCAAUAAAAAUCACCUAAAACUAAAACUAGGUUU
Messenger RNA from Struthio camelus australis, 5092 nucleotides. Lineage: Eukaryota; Metazoa; Chordata; Aves; Struthioniformes; Struthionidae. The record is from RefSeq and is a predicted model, not a curated record.